AUGAUCCAUGUCUACGUCUAUUAUGGAUAUCUUCAUCUCCUUGUUAUAUGUUCCAUUCUACGAGUAUGCAGUUGUCUGACGCAGAGCUUAUCUCCACCAGCUCGUGUUUUUGGCGGCGACAUCAAUCCAAUUGUCGGUGGUGUCCAAGUGCUUCCACCUUGCAGUCCCUUUCGUGCUACCCAAGCCAAUGAGCUCAGUGUGGUGUCUAUGAAUGUGUUGGCACCCAGUUAUCACUAUUUGAGCAUUGCCAACGAAGAAGAACGAUUGGCAGCCAUUAUCCAAGAUCGACACAAUCGUCUCCCAUUGGCAUUUGCCCAAGCCAAAAAUACCAAUGCGGAUGUACUAUGUCUCCAAGAAGUAGAAGGAGAGACACAACAAGAAUACCUGCGUUCUUUAUUGCUGCCAGAGUAUGACUGUCAUGUCUGGAGUCCCUUGAAUAAGAGUAAAAAGUAUGCCGACAUUGUGGGUCUCUGUGUGGCUUGGAAAUCUCAAAAACACAAACUCGUACACAGCGAAAACUACAAUCGGGGUAUGAUUGUGCAAUUGCAAGAAAUCGAAACCAGCCGCACCAUUUCAAUCGCCAAUCUCCACUUGCACGCACGAGCAUCCGCCAUUGAACGAAGACUCAAAACCAUGGCCACUACCAUACACAAAUUGCAGCAAUUGUCAUCUAACGACAUGAUGAUGAUGAUGUUGAUUGCCGGAGACUUCAAUUGCGACCACCACUCCAUUACACACAAGUUACUCACCACGGGAAGAGUGUCUCACGGGACACUCCGAGAUCGAAACUACAAGACCAGACUCUCCAAAGAUGCGGCCAAAACCAUGAAACAUUCCCUCCAAUUUCAAAGUGUCUACGAUCACAACGACAAUAAACUACUGAGACAACUGGCAGCUCCCAUUACCGUUUCCUUGACUGGACGAAAACCGGCUUGUAUGGAUCAUUUGCUCUUUUCUACUGCUACCGAACCAAUAAUGGCACAACAACAUUCAUCCUCCAUACUUCUACCGGACAAACGAAAGGCCAAACGUCUGGCCAGACGACAAAAGGGCAAGGCCAAAGAAACAUUGCGACUGGUCCAACAACAAGAAGAAGAGCAGCGGUCACAAGAGAAUGACGACGCUCCAGAUCACAAUAAUCCAAACCAAAUCCGAGUGGAAUCGGUACUCGCCACAGUGAAUGUGGCCAAUGAAAAAGUCGUGCAAACGAUACUGGACGGUCUACCCAAUGUCGAACAGGGAUUCCCUUCGGAUCAUUUGCCCAUUGGAGCUCUGUUUACUACUGUUCCACGACAACAAUCAACAACAACGCCAAGUGACACGGAGCAACAAAACGGGAUGGAGAUAGCGAAGGAAAACAGGAACCUUUUGCUGCAGCAGCCGGGAGUCAAGCCUGCUGUCCUCGGCCCACCACCAAUCAUCCCGCAACAACAGGAUCAUCAUCGUCGCCAUGGUGGUGGUGGUCUGUCUGCCAAUGCCAGACGGCGUCGACAAGCCCAUGCCAUUUCGGUCCAAGUGCGACAUCGACACAAUGUCAUUCUGGGACAAGUGGCGGAAUGGCUGUCGUCUACACUCCAAGCCACGCAACUGAUACGAGACAAACCACUGUACGAAUGGAAGUGGCUCGUCCAUCAUAGUGCCAAUACCAAAAGUCAAAUCAAGAACAAACUACGAGCGCCCGAUCUUUGUUGUAUCUUGGGCAACGCGACGUUGGUCAUUGUCGAAGUGACGGUCGGCAAGGCCAACAAGAUGGGACAGUUGCGGAGGCAAAAACAAGCCAAAUAUCAAGAUUUGGCCGCCAUUUUGAGACAAGCAAUAAUAAUUCACGACGAACAACAACAACAACAAGCCGAUUUGCAGGUGGCGGACCGCGCCUUGGUGGUCAUAUUGGAUGACGACGGUAAUGUACCGGAGGAAACCAUGGAGGAUUUGCAGUUGUUGGUGCAACUCUCCAAGAAGAGAAACACGGAUGGCGUCAAUGAUGGCACAGAGGAUAGUAAUGCAGACAUGGACGACGAGGCAGUGAAGUUCGCCAAACAUCUUCAACAAGUCUUUUCGGAGCGAGAUCUUCGAAUUGUCCAGUGA
This is a messenger RNA of Seminavis robusta, 2085 nucleotides long. The record is from the annotation of a GenBank genome assembly. Lineage: Eukaryota; Bacillariophyta; Bacillariophyceae; Naviculales; Naviculaceae.